AAUGGGGCUACUGUUGGCCAGGAUUUACACAGGGACACUUAUGUCUACUUUGGAGACAGGCUUGCCCCAUUUAACGGACAGGUUAUAAACGAUCAAAGAAAACAGGAGCCUGAUCCAGAGAGAAAGCCUGUGCUAAAGACUGUGUGCAGAACCACCAGUACUGAAGGUUUCUCUCCAUGUGAAACCAGAGCUCUGUCCACUAAUGUCAAUGAAUCAGACCAGCUUGGCUACAGUUUCGGAGAAAAGGAGGUGAUGGGAAACAACAAUAACUUGAAGAUUAUGCCAAUUAUUAAGGUGUCAGACGAUGACAGCAAGAACUGCGAUGAUGAGGAUCAGAGCUGUCAAGAGACGUCCUGCAAAAGAUCUCGCUCCAACUCCACCAGCGUUCACCCGUACUGGAUCGGAGACUUGGAUACCAUCAUUAUGAAGACGCCAGAGCUGUUCCCGUGUCACGCCCACGCCACCACAGGAUUUUACGGCAACAGGAAGUCUCUCUCUCAACAGCUGGAAUUUCCUCAUAGCAUUCCACAGGCUGUGGUUAGACCAUCUCGCUCUCUAAGUUCAGCGCACUUGGUCCCCUCCUGCAGUAGUGUACAGGCAUUCAUCAUCUCCAACAUCGUGCUCAUGAAGGGCCAUGGCAAGGGCCUGGGAUUCAGUAUAGUAGGAGGCAGAGACAGCAUGUACGGCCCAAUGGGGAUUUACGUGAAGACCAUCUUCCCUGGAGGUGCAGCGGCCGCUGAUGGAAGACUACAGGAAGGUGGACUCAUUAGUUAAAUAUCAUACUGUCUGUAAUUGGUAAUCUAUCCAGACACUUACCUCAAAAUGUAGCUUUC
This is a messenger RNA of Pimephales promelas (fathead minnow), 833 nucleotides long. Lineage: Eukaryota; Metazoa; Chordata; Actinopteri; Cypriniformes; Leuciscidae. The record is from RefSeq and is a predicted model, not a curated record.